Messenger RNA from Antechinus flavipes (yellow-footed antechinus), 3975 nucleotides. RefSeq names its product glutamate metabotropic receptor 8 (gene GRM8). The record is from RefSeq and is a predicted model, not a curated record. Gene Ontology annotation, molecular function: group III metabotropic glutamate receptor activity. The coding region runs from base 727 to 3453 and encodes 908 amino acids. The transcript has 11 exons. Gene Ontology annotation, biological process: regulation of synaptic transmission, glutamatergic; G protein-coupled glutamate receptor signaling pathway. NCBI's taxonomy places the organism in Eukaryota, Metazoa, Chordata, Mammalia, Dasyuromorphia, Dasyuridae. Gene Ontology annotation, cellular component: membrane.
ACUCACACUCACACUCAAAGCCCGCCUCGGGUCAGCUUCGUGACAUCGGAAUCCGGGGGCUUCCGAACCUCGGGAUCUCUCCUCUGCAUUCCAGAUGUGACUUGCUUGGCACGCAACGAUUGGCGAUUAUUCCGCGAGAUCCCGUGCUGGGAAAGCUCCCUUAGCCCGUGGCCAGGCUGAAUGGCUGAUAAGAGGUGGAUUAAGAGGAGAGUUAGACAGACCAAUAGCUGCUGCCAGUGGGAGUAUUUGUUAUUCACAUGGAAGAGACUUUGCGUUGUGCUCUGGAAUCGCAGCCCCUUUCAGCACCAAGAACAGCUACAAGUGCAGCUCCCAGUCCCAGGCUCUCACAGCCGCAUGCCCUGACAUGGAGCUGCAAGCAGCCAAGGCGGGCUUCUUUACAGCACCCUCUGCCUGAAAUAGGGAAUAGUUCUGCUGCAGGGCUGACUUCAUGUAUUGUUGACCUCAUCCCAACAUCAGGACCUCAGAUAUUCUAAUUAUCUCAUCAGUCUAUGGGAGCUGAAUUGAUUGAUAGAGAAACUUGAAUCAUAUGGGCCCAAUGGAAAUUCACUGUGAAGCUCACAUCCAGAAACCUUGCUGAAACACAUAGAGCCCUUACUUCAUGGGCCCUAAUGGUAGCCUUCAGAAGGUACAGCUUCAUAUGGUCCCCUUCCUUCUGCAGCAAGAAUAAACUUUGGGUCUUGGAUUUUAAUACCACUUGUGGAGAAAAUGGUAUGCGAAGGAAAGCGGUCGCCUUCUUGUCCUUGUUUCUUCCUCCUGACAGCCAAGUUCUACUGGAUUCUCACCAUGAUGCAAAGAACUCACAGUCAGGAAUAUGCUCAUUCUAUUCGAGUGGAUGGGGAUGUCAUUUUGGGAGGACUAUUCCCCGUCCAUGCAAAAGGAGAUAGAGGGGUACCUUGUGGAGAGUUGAAGAAGGAAAAAGGGAUCCACAGACUAGAGGCCAUGCUAUAUGCAAUAGACCAGAUCAAUAAAGAUCCUGAUCUCCUUGCCAAUAUCACUCUCGGGGUCCGGAUCCUGGACACUUGUUCCCGAGACACUUAUGCUCUAGAGCAAUCUUUAACAUUUGUGCAAGCAUUAAUAGAGAAAGAUGCUUCGGAUGUGAAAUGCGCUAAUGGAGAUCCACCCAUUUUCACUAAGCCCGACAAGAUAUCAGGGGUCAUAGGUGCUGCAGCAAGUUCUGUAUCUAUCAUGGUUGCUAAUAUUUUAAGACUUUUUAAGAUACCUCAAAUCAGCUAUGCAUCGACAGCUCCAGAGCUCAGUGAUAACACCCGGUAUGACUUUUUUUCCCGAGUGGUUCCACCUGACUCCUAUCAAGCUCAAGCCAUGGUCGAUAUUGUGACAGCUCUUGGAUGGAAUUAUGUGUCAACCCUGGCUUCGGAGGGGAACUACGGCGAGAGUGGUGUGGAAGCAUUUACGCAGAUCUCCAGGGAAAUCGGUGGUGUUUGUAUUGCUCAGUCACAGAAAAUCCCCCGUGAACCAAGGCCUGGAGAAUUUGACAAAAUCAUCAAACGUUUAUUGGAAACACCUAAUGCUCGGGCAGUGAUCAUGUUUGCCAAUGAGGAUGACAUCAGGCGAAUAUUGGAAGCUGCCAAAAAAGUAAAUCAAAGUGGGCAUUUCCUCUGGAUUGGCUCAGAUAGUUGGGGCUCAAAAAUAUCACCUGUCUAUCAACAAGAAGAAAUUGCUGAAGGAGCUGUAACUAUUUUACCCAAAAGAGCUUCAAUUGAUGGAUUUGAUCGAUAUUUUAGAAGCCGGACUCUUGCCAAUAAUCGAAGGAAUGUGUGGUUUGCUGAAUUUUGGGAGGAGAAUUUUGGAUGCAAAUUAGGAUCACAUGGAAAAAGAAAUAGUCAUAUCAAGAAAUGCACAGGAUUAGAACGAAUUGCCCGGGAUUCCUCCUAUGAGCAAGAAGGGAAAGUCCAGUUUGUAAUCGAUGCAGUAUAUUCCAUGGCUUAUGCCCUUCACAAUAUGCACAAAGAUCUCUGUCCUGGCUAUAUUGGUCUUUGUCCACGAAUGAGUACAAUUGAUGGUAAAGAGCUCCUUAGUUAUAUUCGGGCUGUAAACUUUAAUGGCAGUGCUGGCACGCCAGUCACUUUCAAUGAAAAUGGAGAUGCUCCUGGGCGUUAUGACAUUUUCCAGUAUCAGAUAAACAACAAGAGUACAGAAUAUAAAAUAAUUGGUCACUGGACUAACCAGCUUCACCUAAAUGUAGAAGACAUGCAGUGGGCUAAUAGAGAGCAUACUCAUCCGGCAUCUGUCUGCAGUCUGCCAUGCAAGCCUGGGGAAAGGAAGAAAACGGUAAAAGGAGUCCCCUGCUGCUGGCAUUGUGAGCGGUGUGAAGGUUAUCAUUACCAGGUAGAUGAACUGACCUGCGAACUCUGCCCUUUGGAUCAAAGACCCAACAUCAACCGCACAGGUUGCCAGCUCAUUCCCAUUAUCAAGCUGGAAUGGCAUUCUCCCUGGGCAGUGGUGCCCGUGUUCAUUGCUAUCCUGGGAAUCAUCGCUACCACCUUUGUCAUCAUGACCUUUGUCCGCUACAAUGACACUCCGAUCGUGAGGGCGUCUGGGCGGGAGCUGAGCUACGUGCUCUUGACCGGAAUCUUCCUCUGUUACUCGAUCACUUUUUUAAUGAUCGCCGCCCCGGACACAAUCAUCUGCUCCUUCCGACGCAUCUUUCUGGGGCUAGGCAUGUGUUUCAGUUACGCAGCCCUCCUGACCAAAACAAACAGAAUCCACCGGAUAUUUGAACAAGGAAAAAAGUCCGUCACAGCUCCCAAGUUUAUAAGCCCAGCGUCCCAGUUGGUGAUCACCUUCAGCCUCAUCUCGUUGCAGCUUCUGGGAGUCUUUGUCUGGUUUGCUGUGGACCCCCCACAUAUCAUCAUUGACUAUGGCGAACAGAGGACACAGGAUCCCGAGAACGCCAGAGGGGUGCUCAAAUGUGACAUUUCUGACCUCUCGCUUAUUUGUUCCCUCGGAUACAGUAUCCUCUUGAUGGUCACGUGUACUGUUUAUGCCAUUAAAACCAGAGGCGUCCCAGAGACCUUCAAUGAAGCGAAACCCAUUGGAUUUACAAUGUAUACCACCUGCAUCAUUUGGUUAGCUUUUAUUCCCAUCUUUUUUGGUACAGCACAGUCAGCAGAAAAGAUGUACAUCCAGACAACAACACUUACCGUCUCCAUGAGUUUAAGUGCUUCGGUAUCUCUGGGCAUGCUCUACAUGCCCAAGGUUUAUAUUAUAAUUUUUCACCCUGAACAGAAUGUUCAGAAACGGAAGCGGAGCUUCAAGGCUGUGGUGACAGCUGCCACCAUGCAAAGUAAACUCAUCCAAAAGGGAAAUGGCCGUCCAAAUGGCGAGGUGAAAAGUGAGCUCUGUGAAAGUCUAGAAACCAACACUUCCUCUACCAAGACAACAUAUGUCAGCUACAGCAAUCAUGCAAUCUGAAGAGAGAAAUGAAAUCAAUCUGAAGAACUGCGGUAUGUGAUCUUAACAACGAAUAUGACACCACCAAAAACUCACUCUUGGAAAUCUCUGUAGACUACAAUCAAUCAAUAGUCAGUCUCUUAAAGAGCAAAAAUUAAUCAUGAGCCAAAAGUAUCGGUAAUGGGGAGGAAAGAAAUCUGUUUUAAAAGAUACAACCAAUGAGUUUAAAGCUCAAGAAUUGCUUACUCAUGAGAAGUUUAAAAAAAAAAUCACAAAAGGAAAACUAAUGUUAGCUUGUGAAAAAAAUGCUGUUGAAAUAAACCAUGUCUGAUGUUAUUCUUGUAAGUAAUUUUUUGUGAUUGUGAGAACUCCCAUUCCUGUCCUACAUUGUUCAACUUGUAUAAGACAAUGAGUCUGUUUCUUGUUAAUGGCUGACUGGAUUGAAGCCCUGGGUUGUGCUAAAAAUUAAUGCAAUGGUUGAAGCAUGCACAUUUUUAUACAAAUAAUUUAUUUCUAAUAAUAAAGGAAUGUUUUGCAAAUGUU